This is a messenger RNA of Syngnathoides biaculeatus (alligator pipefish), 5429 nucleotides long. RefSeq names its product period circadian clock 1b (gene per1b). Gene Ontology annotation, cellular component: cytoplasm; nucleus. The record is from RefSeq and is a predicted model, not a curated record. Gene Ontology annotation, biological process: entrainment of circadian clock by photoperiod; circadian regulation of gene expression; negative regulation of transcription by RNA polymerase II. NCBI's taxonomy places the organism in Eukaryota, Metazoa, Chordata, Actinopteri, Syngnathiformes, Syngnathidae. Gene Ontology annotation, molecular function: transcription cis-regulatory region binding; transcription corepressor binding. The transcript is spliced from 20 exons. Bases 483 to 4781 code for a protein of 1432 amino acids.
CGUCGGACUCGGCGGUCCCUGCCUCGUCACGUGCGCCCCUGCGCGUACACACUGCUGUCGGGGGGUUGGGGAGGACGAGGAAUCGAAAAAUGUCGAGCGAGAGCGCACACUGAUUGGAAACAUUCGUGGCAUUUUCUCGGGAGAUACCGCACCAGGGAAUAGACUGACAUAUUGCAAACGGACGUAUUAAAAAAAAUUAUCAAGGUGACCUUCGCAUUGCCUGCAAACACAGGCCGGGAGGUGAAAGUCUCCCAACUGUCGGCGUGCUCGCGCCAAGGCUUUUCUGCGUCGCCCAAAAACUUUAAACAUUCAUUUUGGCACAACAAAGCAUGUUUUUCUCCCCUUAGUUGAUUUGACAACACAGCUGUCAGCUAUGAUUCACUUGUACGUGCAUAGCAGUCCCACCUAAGCAGACUCCGCGCUGAACUCGUCCCUCGUGUGACAGCUCCAAAAAACAGCCGCGGGCCUCAUCCUAGUCUAGUAUGAGUUAUGACAUCUCUCAGUCGGCGGCCAGCAGCAACGCCCGGGGGCGAGCGCCAAGGGCUGCCGAGAAGGACAACGCCCAGGGGGAUGACUCCAAAGGGGUAAACGCCGCGAAAAGCGCCGGCGCCAAUGUCCCCACUCCGGAGCAGGGCAACGGUGCCGGCGCCGGGGCCGGUUCACCCCCCAGCGAAGGAUCCAGAGCCGGCGAUCAAAGGGGGCCCAACUCGGACGACACGGACGGCCUGUCCAGCGGGAACGACUCCGGCGAGAGGGAGACGGGCUCCCGCGGGCGCCAGUCCACGCGCAGCUCGCACAGUUCGUCCAAUGGGAAGGACUCGGCCAUGAUGCUGGAAACCACAGAGAGCCAAAAGAGCUCCAACUCGCAGAGCCUGUCUCCCCCAAGCGGCUCCCUGGCCUACAGCCUGCUGUCCACCAGCUCCGAACACGACCCGCCCUCCACCUCCGGAUGCAGCAGCAAUCAGUCGGCGAGGGUCCAGACCCAGAAGGAGCUCAUGAAGGCCAUCAAGGAGCUCAAGCUCCGCUUGCCGGCCGAGCGCAAGUCCAAGGGCCACUCCAGCACGCUGAACGCGCUGAAAUACGCCCUGCAGUGUGUCAGACAGGUCCGAGCCAACAAGGAGUACUAUCACCAGUGGAGUGUGGAAGAGUGUCACGGGUGCAGCCUGGACUUGUCCGCCUUCACGAUCGAGGAGCUGGACAACAUCACCUCGGAAUACACCCUGAAGAACACGGACACGUUCUCAAUGGCGGUCUCGUUCCUGUCAGGGAAGGUCGUGUACGUGUCGCCUCAGGGAUCGUCGGUGUUGCGUUGCAAGCCCGAGUGUCUCCAGGGCACCAUGUUUUCGGAGCUUUUGGCUCCGCAGGACAUCAGCACUUUUUACAGCGGCACGGCGCCGUGCCGACUGCCCCUGUGGGCCUCCUGCAUCGGAUCCGCCUCGCCCGCCAUGGACUGCACUCAGGAGAAGUCCAUGUUCUGUAGAAUCAGCGCCGACCGGACGCAGGGCGGCGAGAUGCGCUAUUAUCCGUUUCGCCUGACGCCCUACCAGCUGACCAUCAGGGAUUCGGAUAAUGCCGAGCCACAGCCCUGUUGCCUGCUCAUCGCGGAACGGGUUCACUCCGGAUACGAGGCACCUCGCAUCCCUCCUGACAAGAGGAUCUUCACCACCAGUCACACUCCCAGCUGCCUCUUCCAAGAAGUCGACGAGAGGGCGGUGCCUUUGUUGGGAUAUCUGCCUCAGGACUUGGUGGGAACCCCAACCCUGCUCUACAUCCACCCUGAUGACCGGCCCACUAUGGUGGCCAUACACGAGAAGAUCUUUCAGUUUGCCGGGCAGCCGUUUGAGUAUUCACCGUUGAGGAUGUGCGCUCGCAGCGGGGAAUACUUAACCAUCGACACCAGCUGGUCUUCCUUCGUCAACCCGUGGAGCCGCAAAGUGGCCUUCAUCGUCGGGCGCCACAAAGUCCGAACGAGCCCGCUGAACGAGGACGUGUUCACGGCGCAGGGCUGCGAGGGCCGCGCCACCACGCCCGACAUCGUGCAGCUCAGCGAGCAGAUCCACCGUCUCCUGGUGCAGCCGGUGCACAGCGGCGGUUCUCAGGGUUACAGCUCGCUGGGGUCCAGCGGGUCCCGAGGCUCCCACCACUCACACUUGCAGCAUCUCAGCGCCUCGGCCGCCUCCUCCAGCGACAGCAACGGGCCCGCCAUGGACGACGCCGCGGUCGCAGUCACCUUACAUAAGCCCAUGACCUUCCAGCAGAUCUGCAAAGAUGUUCACAUGGUCAAGACCAACGGGCAGCAGGUCUUCAUCGAGUCUCGAAAUCGGCUGCCGGCCAGAAAAAACACCAGCACAGUCGCCACAAGUAGUCCGAGAGCCACCGACGGCGACCCCAUUGGAGGCCUCGUUGCGGACGCGAUCAAACCUCCGACGGAUCUGGUCCCUGCACCGCUCGUACAGAAAGAGCCCCCGCCUGGAUAUUCCUACCAGCAGAUCAACUGCUUGGACAGCAUCAUAAGGUACCUGGAGAGCUGCAACAUUCCUAAUACGGUCAAAAGGAAGUGUGGCUCCUCCUCCGGGGCUUCGGCUUCAGAUGAGGACAAACAGCAGCAGCAGGAAGCCGGCGGAAACGCCAAAGGUGCGUCCGUUAGCCGGGUGGCCGAAGCCCCGCCCCUGCCCUCGCUGACUUUGGCCAUGAAGGCCGAGAGCGUGGCCUCCGUCACGUCCCAGUGCAGCUUCAGCAGCACCAUCGUCCACGUGGGGGACAAGAAGCCCCCCGAAUCAGACAUCGUGAUGGAAGAGGCCCCAACCACUCCAACGCACGCUCCUCCGAACUUCUCCCCGACGGCGCCCCCUAGUGGCCCCAGUCACAUCUCGGCGCCGCCGCCUCCCCCUCCCCCUCUCCCCCCGCCCGCCGCGCCGCCACCCCAAGCUACGGCGCCAACGCUGUCGGAGAGGGACAGCCGGCACGGCGUGGGCGGCAACGGCCGGGUGGGCCUGACGAAGGAGGUGCUGUCGGCGCACACGCAGCAGGAGGAGCAGGCCUUCCUCGACCGAUUCAAGGACCUCAGCAAGCUGCGCGUGUUCGACCAGACGGCGUCUUCGACCGUGCGCUGCCACACGCCGGCCGGCAACCCUCUGGCGCGAGGGGUGCGUUGCUCCCGGGACUACCCGGCCGCAGGGGGCGGCUCCAGUCACAGGCGUGGCCGCGGGGGCAAAAGGCUCAAGCACCAGGAGUCGCCCGAGCAGCACAGCUCUCUGGGGAUGCACCAAGACCCAAGAACCAGAUCGGCGGCCGGACCGCUCAACGCGCCGCUCGGGGCCCCCACCAACUCCUCCUCCUGGCCGUCUGUUUGCUCUCAGCCCAGCAUUCCCUCGGCGCCGUUUGCGCCCGGCAUGGUUCCCAUCUACCCCGUCUACCCGCCGAUCCCUCAGGCUUUAACGGUCCCGGACCCGUCGCGUUUCCCCCCUGCCCAGAUGGUGCCCCCCAUGAUGGCCUUGGUUCUCCCCAAUUACAUGUUCCCUCAGAUGGGGGCGCCACUAUCUCAGCAGUUCUUCAGUCAAAACUACAAUUAUCCCAGCUCCACCCCCGCCCCAGCGCCGGUCCCCGCGGCCGCUUGCAACCCGGUCUCCAUUCCCGGGACGAGCGCAGCAUCUCGCAGCAGCACUCCCCAGUCCUGCACUCAGACGCCCGCUGACCGCGAGGGCGCAGAGUCGCCCCUCUUCCAGUCCCGAUGCAGCUCCCCCCUGAAUUUGUUGCAGCUGGAGGAGUCACCGAACAACCGGUUAGAGGUCGGCACCGCGCUGGCGGCCUCGCAGCAAGCCACGCCCCCCGUGCAGGGGGGUCCGCCCGGGUUGCAGGGCUCGGCUAAUCAGAGGAACGCCGACGACGGCGCCAAAGAGAACGAGAACGGGGAAGCCAACGAGUCCAACAACGACGCCAUGUCGACUUCCAGCGACCUGCUGGACCUGCUGCUGCAGGAAGACUCGCGAUCGGGAACCGGCUCCGCCGCAUCCGGAUCGGGGUCGUCGGGGACCAGGUCCUCGGGGUCUGGCUCCGGUUCCAACGGAUGCUGCUCCUCUGGCACCAGCGGCACCAGUAGCAGCCAAGGCAGCCACACCAGCAAAUAUUUUGGCAGCAUCGACUCAUUAGAGAACGAGCACGGCCGCAAGCAGCCGGCGGGGGCCGGCGGAGGCGCCGGGGGGGACGGCGGCGAGGAGCAGUUCAUCAAGUGCGUCCUGCAGGACCCCAUUUGGCUGCUGAUGGCCAACGCCGACGACAAGGUCAUGAUGACCUACCAGCUCCCUCUCAGGGACGUGGAGGCGGUGCUGCGUGAGGACCGCGAGGUGCUGAGGAGCAUGCAGAAGCAUCAGCCUCGCUUCAGUGAGGAACAGAAGAGGGAGCUGAGUCAGGUGCACCCUUGGGUGCGCACGGGACGCCUCCCCAGAGCCAUCAACGUCUCUGGCUGCGCAGACUGCAGGUCUCCGGCGUCGCUCCCCCACGCCGCUCCCUUCGACGUGGAGAUCCACGAGAUGGAACUGUGCAGCGUGCUGAAGCCGCCAAAGAGGGGGGCCACCAAGGUCAAGAAAAGCUCGUCGGAGGCGGCCAUGGACGAACGCCCCCCCGAGGAAGACGACGAGGAGGACGACGAGGAAGACGAGGGGCAAGAGGAAGGGGGCCAAACGCAGGAAAGCGCCCAAGCGGUGACCGCGGACAAGCUCAGAGCGACAUCGGGGGCGGCGGACGGCGAAGCUGGACCGCCGCAGUCCGACAUGAGUCACUAAGUGACUUCAUAAAGCACUACUUUUUAUAACUUUUAAUUUUAAUGUGCGCCUUCCUGAAGUGAACACGACGACAUCACCACGACCGAGACAGCCGCUGCGUUUCUCAGCACUCAGGGUUCGGACUCCAAACUGAAUCCCGGACUAUCGUUAAGACGUCGCGGGAACCGGCGCCGUCAGCGCUCCUCUCCCGUCGGUCGUAUUUAUUUCAUUUAUUUGGAAGACACGUUCACAAAACGGCACCUCCCCCCGGCUUCCCCGUCGCGUCGGCCGCUCGUGUAAAUAACGCAAAAUGUACAGUGCGGCAAAAAGACGAGGUGACUUUAAUUUUGUAAAAAUGUGUAUAUUUUUAUAUUCAUCCGCUGCAAACGGGCUGUGGACGACCGGGCCUGAGCUGUGUAAAAUAUUAAAAUGUUGAUUCACGCAGGCCCGUUUUUUUUGUUUUGUUUUUUGGUGCACUAAAAAGAAAGAGAAUGCGUAGCAAAGUGUUUUUCCGAGAGGCCCCACUCACCCCCCCCCCCCCAAAAAAAAAAAAUUGAUCACUUUCUCCUCUUUGGCACUCUGUGGCGCUGUCGUGGUCAUGUGAUAAUCAGCUUCACGGCGUCGCCGUUCGGUGUGCAGCACUUGCUUCGUAUUUUUGUGAAAUUCUUU